ACAGGUGUGGAGCAUCAGUCGCAGAAUCAUCGAGAUGGGUGCUAUAUUUUCUCCAACUCACCAGCUGCUAGUACUGAGCCUGGUCCUCCUUGUAAUUAAUCCUGCCAAAAUCGGAGCCUCGAAAAAGCUGACUAUUCGAAAAUUAGAGAAGUUUAACGAGGAUUCUGAUGAAGUGCACAGCCAUCUGCGGAUCGCCGAGGAUGAGGAGAAUUUGUUGAAGGUCAGCGGCAAACUGAACACACAUGUGGAUAUAGACAACCACUGGAAGAUCUCUGUAAAAGUUAUGAAAGCCGCUUCUCCGGACGACGACUUCCACGAGGUUCUGAAACUUCAAAAAUUGGGCGUUUGCGAUGCAAUGAAGACGUACUACAAGGACUUCUUCUACGAGAAGCUUAAGAAGUAUUCGAAUGCUCCAAGGCCUGAAAAAUGUCCUUUGCCAGCGGAUGAUUAUCAUCUAGACGAUUAUCCUCUGGACGUCAAAAUCAUAAAAAAAUUAUUAUCGCCGGGCUACUACCAAAUUGUAUGCAAACUCCGGAAGGGGGAUGACGUAAAACUGGAAUACCGCGCCGAGAUAGAAAUGGAAUAAUGUCCUCCCAACCCUAUUAUAUGUUAAUCAUAAUUUGAAUUCUAAAAUAAUAUAAUUUUUGAAGCACUGGA
Messenger RNA from Drosophila ananassae, 657 nucleotides. RefSeq lists its product as uncharacterized. NCBI's taxonomy places the organism in Eukaryota, Metazoa, Arthropoda, Insecta, Diptera, Drosophilidae. Bases 35 to 586 code for a protein of 183 amino acids. The transcript has 2 exons. The record is from RefSeq and is a predicted model, not a curated record.